Pelmatolapia mariae (spotted tilapia) is the source of this 2487-nucleotide messenger RNA. Its product is annotated as Fc receptor-like protein 4. Gene Ontology annotation, cellular component: plasma membrane. The record is from RefSeq and is a predicted model, not a curated record. Lineage: Eukaryota; Metazoa; Chordata; Actinopteri; Cichliformes; Cichlidae. Gene Ontology annotation, biological process: cell surface receptor signaling pathway. The transcript is spliced from 15 exons. Gene Ontology annotation, molecular function: transmembrane signaling receptor activity. Bases 1 to 2487 code for a protein of 828 amino acids.
AUGAACAGAUUCAACUUUUGGAGACCUUCACAAGUAAUAAAAGACUACAGCCCCCACCCAGAACCUCGAGAAUUUAGGGAGGGGAGGACAGAAAGAAUUCCUUUCCUCACACAGUUAAACAAUGUAGAUGUUCCCACUAAGCCCACUGUGACCCUGCAGCCAUCCUGGACUCAGAUAUACAGGGGUGAGACAGUCACUGUCAGAUGUGAGAUUCAGGGAGGUGAAGGAGCUCAGUGGACGUAUGAAUGGAGACGAGGCUGGAAAAACAUACCUGAAACAUCCCAUCAAUACAGAAUCAUCACAGCUACUGAGUCUGACACUGGAGGAUACAGCUGCCGGGGUAGAAGAAGCUUUUCCUCAACGAAGUGGAGUGAUAUCACCAAAUUAACUGUAUUUGCAGCGAAACCAAAGGCUGAACUGAGAGCUGAUAGGACAGCUGUUCCAGUAGGAGGCAGUGUGACCCUGACCUGCUCUGUGAGCCCAUCAUCAUCAUCAUCAUCUUCAUCAUCUGGAUGGAAAUACUACUGGUACAGAGAUGGGAAAUCUUUUCAACCUGUGACAAAUGGACAAAUCAGUGUCUCAGAGGGAGGACUCUACAGCUGCAGAGGAGGAAGAGGAGAACCAGUUUACUACACAGAGGACAGUGAGUCAGUCAGGAUUGACCCAACUGUGUCAAACAGGCCUGUUGUGACUCUGUAUCCAAACUGGUCUGAGAUAUACAGAGGAGAGACGAUCACUGUCAGAUGUGAGAUCCAUGGAGGAGACACUGAGCGGGAUUAUGAGUGGGAAACAAACAGCAUCAUAAAACCUCCAAAUCAAACUGAAUACAGGAUUAGAUCUGCUUCAUCAUCCAACAGUGGAAACUAUCGCUGUAAGGGCAGAAUGAAAAGUUCACAGCAUAACACAACAGAGUGGAGUGAUUCAGUCACACUGACAGUUUCUGACAAUGAACCCCGUCCUGUCCUCACUGUGUCUCCAUCAUGGCUGAGUCCUGGAGCCUCAGUAACUCUGAACUGUGAGGUUGAACAUCCGUCUGCAGGAUGGAGCUUCUACUGGUAUAAAGCUGUUCCUGAUCUAUCACAGAAAUCCUACAGUUAUGAGCUGCUACCUGAUGGCAGUGGGACUGCACAGGACUCCUACAUCAUUCAUGGACAGACACACACAGCAGGAUAUGUGUGCAGAGCUGGAAGAGGAGACCCAGAGUAUCACACUGAUCACAGUCAACCAAAGUUUGUCUGGUCUGCAGAUGUUCAUUCAGCAGCGUCUCUCACAGUGAGUCCUGACAGAGUGCAACACUUCACCUCUGACUCUGUCUCACUGACCUGUGAGGGAAACUUCACUGAGUGGAGAGUGAGGAAGUUCUCUGAGGACGGCCGACUCUCUGACUGUAGGAGAAUGACUGGAUCCACAUGUAACAUCAACACAUCAAAGUCAGAUACUGGAGUGUACUGGUGUGAGUCUGGAUCAGGAGAGUUCAGCAGUGCAGUCAACAUCACUGUACAGAAUGAUGGUAAUGGUCCUAUCCUGGUGAGUCCUGUUCAUCCUGUGACUGAGGGAGCUUCUGUUAGUCUGAGCUGCAGUUUGAGAACACAAAAAAUACUUUCCAAUGUGUUUUUCUAUCACAAUGACAAACUUAUUCAAAAUGAUACCCGAGGGGAGCUGAAGAUCUCUGCAGUGUCAAAGUCUGAUGAAGGUUUCUACAAGUGUCAGUACUCAGGAAGAGAGUCAGCACAGAGCUGGAUGUCAGUUAAAGUAACUGGACCCAGUUCAUCUCCUGUGUGGUUGAUGGUUGGACUGGUUUGUGGAGUCUCUCUCAUUAUUAUUCUCCUGCUCUUGUUGUAUCGCUGCAGACAGUCCAAGUAUUCCUGCUUCACCAGGUCGAUCCAGUCUGAGAGUCACAGUCCGGGCUCCUCCACAAAUCAUGGAGUCAACCAGAAUGAAACUCAUGUGUACGGCUCUCUUCAACAUGGUACUGCUGACGUCUAUGAAUCAGUCACACAAGUGAAGAGCAGAAAUGGUUCAGAUGAAUAUGAGGACAUCACCUCCUCUCUUAUCGAGUUUAAAGAUCUUAGAACUAAGAGGCAGCUGUGGUCCAGCCAUCCCAUGGACCCAGUUCCUCUGGUGAGGGGGGCUAGGGCCCAGUUGAUCCCUGCUCCGGUUCUCAGGCCAGCUGAAGCUCUGCUAGUCCCUGCACCCGUACCUGUUCCUCGGGGUGAGGCUGGCCAGGACACAGCCUUCCUCUGCACCAGUACCUACACCCGCGGGUGGGAGCAGCUAGUGCCCAGCAGGCCCCUGCACCUGUUUCUGACCCCGCUGGAGGCUCAGCUGCCUGUUCCUGCUGGAGGGUCCGAGGGGCCCGUCCAGAUUUCUGCCUCUGUUGGAGAGUCCCAGGGGCCCGUUCAGCCACACCGUCUGGUCCUGCCUCACUUCGUCCUGUCCGGCCUGCAGCGUCGCCGCCGUUGCUUUUCGCACAGUUUUUCCUCCUGA